Molecule: messenger RNA, 570 nt
Organism: Cryptomeria japonica (Japanese cedar)
Lineage: Eukaryota; Viridiplantae; Streptophyta; Pinopsida; Cupressales; Cupressaceae
Product: xylan glycosyltransferase MUCI21-like
Exons: 2
Coding region: 1-570 (189 amino acids)
Molecular function (GO): glycosyltransferase activity
Source: RefSeq, a predicted model, not a curated record
AUGGAAAAAGGCCGCUCGUUUAAAAUUAUGGAGAUCAAUUGGCAAAUCAUGCUUCCAGAAAAGCCCAAAUUGGUAAUAAUAUCAAGGGGGAAGUCAAGGAGAAUGAUGAAUCAGAAGGAGAUCGUUAAACUAGCAGAGAAAAUUGGAUUUGAGGUAGAAAUACUGAAUCCCAAAAGAAACACAGAGAUGGUAGAAAUGUUUAGAGCCUUAAACUCAUGUGAUGUUAUGGUGGGAGUUCAUGGUGCUGCCAUGACACAUCUUUUGUUCAUGAUACCUGGCUCUGUGUUUAUACAGAUUGUGCCUUUUGGUACUGAUUGGGCUUCUGCUACUUAUUAUGGAGAACCUGGCACCAAGUUGGGAUUGACAUAUAUUGAGUACAAAAUCCUUCCAGAAGAGAGCUCUCUGUUUGCAGAGUAUGGAAGAAAUGAUCCUGUUCUUAGAGACCCGGAUUCAGUUAACAGGAAGGGAUGGGGGGAGACAAAAAGGGUAUAUCUGGAGGGGCAAAAUGUCAAUCCUUCAUUGAAACGGUUCAACAAGACUCUACUCUCUGCCUAUUCUAUUGACCGUUAG